AUGGCCGACUGGCCGCAGCAUGUGGCAGUGGAGGGCGCUGGCCACAACGAGGUCAACGGUGUCUAUGCCAUUGAGACAUCCUUUGAAGGCUGCCCGGUGUAUGGCAAUCUCAGCGACUUCAGCCUCUCCAUUUGCCAGUGUCCAGAUGCCUCUGGCCAGCUCCAAUGGGGCUGGAUCAUCGGGCGAGAAGGGCAGCCAGCAUAUGGCGUCCCAGCAGCCAAGACUUCCAGCUUGCCUCGGCGGGGCUGGCAGUGCUUUCAGGGCCCACCCCCCGGCCCAACUCUGCGCCGCCUGGACGCGGCAAACGCGGCGGCCGCCUAUGCGGCGGAGGCCAAGCAGCGGGGCAGAAGCGCCGAAGCGGUGAAGGCCUACCACCGGGCUUUGGAGGCGAUCCCGGCGCCGGACUGGCGGCAAGUGGCGUCUUUGCGCUGCGAGCUGGGGGAGCUGCUGCUGGCCCUGAACCACACCGACCAGGCCGCCAAGGAGGCGCAGCGGGCGCUGGCGCUGCGGCCCGCCUUCUGCGAGGCGCUGCUUCUGAUGGCCCGAGCCACCGAGGACCCGCUGCCGGCGAAGCAGUGCUGGCUGCAGGUUCAGCCUACGGUCACAAAGAGCUGCACUGCGAAGCUGCGCAACGCAUGCAAGGAGUUGAUGUCGGAGCUGAACCAUCCCUGCGACACUCUGCCGAGAUCCGGCUCCGUCAGCCUGGGCGCCGAGACCCAAGAGCCUCGGACAGAGAGUGCAGGAAAGAGAGAGCUGGUGCAAUCCAUCCUGGUGGAGGGGUGCAGCAUGCAGGGUGUGAAUGGGACUUACGAGCCCACCAGGGCGGUGUCCAAUCACUUCCCGGUCUUUGCCAAUGCCCAUGGUUUCAGGCUGUCAAUGGAAAUGCAGCCAAGCAGGAGCUCUGGGGAGGUGAGGUCCGGCUGGGUCAUUGGCCAGUCUCGCGCCGGCUUCUUCGGCACUCCGAGCGGCUCCUGGCCCAGCGGCGAAUGGCAGGCCUUCCCAGCCGCCGCCGCCGCGAGACCGCCGGCACGCUGCGCGCUGAGCGCGGUGCCGCUGGAUGAAGCGCUGGCGCGCGGCCACGAGGCGCGCCUGGGCCGCGGCGGCAGCCCAGAGGAAGCGCUGGAAGUCUUGUCAGGAUGCCUGGAAAGAUCACAGGGAGGGCAACUUGAGGAGGUGGCCUUUGCUCUAACAGAACUGGCAGCUGCGCAGCGCUUGCUGAAGCAGCACUCAGCCGCAGCUGCGGCAGUGCAGCGAGCGCUGGAGCUUUGUCCCAGCCAUUGGGAGGCAUACUUGGAAGCUGCCUGCAUCCACUGUGAGCUGGGUAACGAGAGCGAGGCUCGCCUUCGCCUGCGGCAGCUCUUGGUGUCGCGGGAGGACUCGCGGGCAGCGAUGGCGCUUCUGCAGCUGCCGCCACAUGACUGGCUGCAGUAUCAUGCAGAAAUACCUCUGGUCGCCGAGUACAUCAAAACUGUGCAGCCCGGAGCCGACCAGGUCGCUCAGAAGCUCGACCAGAUCACAUGCACGGAAUUCAAGCUUGAGGAUCAGCGAAGAGAAGUUCAUGCACAUUGGGUGGUUCCCGGCAUCAAGGCCAAAGACGUGCGGGUGCAGUUCAAGGAAGAGGAGCUUGUGAUCGAAGUGGGCGACCUUCUUCUUUUCGAAGGCCGGCUGGCUCACAGGAUCAUCCCCUCGCAGUCCGGGUGGACCUUGGCCGCGCCUGACUUGACCAUCACCUUGAGCAAGUGCAUGGUGAAUGGGAAGUGGCCCAGAUGGGAGGUCUUGCACAAGGAGGAUGCUGCUGAUCGACUGGAGCGGCUCGGCGGGCUGUUCGACGAGAAGUCCAUCCAGUGGCUUUGA
Effrenium voratum is the source of this 1854-nucleotide messenger RNA. The record is from the annotation of a GenBank genome assembly. Lineage: Eukaryota; Dinophyceae; Suessiales; Symbiodiniaceae.